AUGGCCUCCCACCCCGUCUUCAGCAACUCCAAGUUUUCGGAUUCCACCGUCCUCGCCGAGGUCGCCAAGAUCCGCAAGGUCGCCGACGUGCCUCGCCCUGCGACCGCGGCGGGGAAGGCUGCGUGGGCGAUGGCCUGGACGCACCUCGUCGUCUGGAACUCGUGGCGCGCCGCAUACUUCUACGCAGACAAGGUUCCCACUGGCGACUUUGAGGCCUUCCACCAAUACGCAACGCGCUCGAUCCAGUUCCUCGUUGAGCAUCAUGACGCCGAGGAGAGCUCGCUCUUUCCUGAGCUCGAGAAGAAGAUUCCGGGGUCGAUGGCGAAGAACGAGGAGCAGCAUAAAGCAUUUUUGGGACCGCUGGGCGAUAUGCUCAAGUACGUCGAAUCUUCAACCGCUGAAAAAUUCGAUGCUGCGACGUUCCGGGGUCAGAUGGACGCCAUCUUGCCUGCUGUGAUGGAACACUUGGCCGAGGAACUAGACACAAUUGAGGCUGGCAAGCUCAGCGAUAAGCUUUCCGAAGAGGAGAUUACGGCUCUCAACACCGCGCUUCACAUGGCGCAGCGUGGCGACGAUAACAAGUUCGCGCUCCCGUUCGUCGUGCAGAGCCUACCACCCGGUUGCGGUUUCCCUCCUGCUCCGGGGUUUGUCAAGACCGUGAUUGGACCCUGGAUGUUGUACUGGAAGUAUGCUAGCCUUUGGAAGUAUACCGCGUACCCGUGGAAGGCUUCUUUGGAGCCAGUGCCCGAUUUCUGA
Messenger RNA from Epithele typhae, 756 nucleotides. RefSeq lists its product as uncharacterized. The transcript is spliced from 7 exons. The record is from RefSeq and is a predicted model, not a curated record. Lineage: Eukaryota; Fungi; Basidiomycota; Agaricomycetes; Polyporales; Epitheliaceae. Bases 1 to 756 code for a protein of 251 amino acids.